AUGCAGGAUGAAAUCCUGUUGACCCCCUGGAGGGAAUUUCCUGUCGAGGAUUCGGACCCCUUUGCCCCCCCGGAUGAAGAGAAGUGGGAUUACAUCCUGGUAAGCAACAUUCACGAAGCGGGCAGCGAGAAGGAGAUCAAGAGAAAGAAGUUCCUGGAUGAGCUGAGCAAGAAGGGGUUCACCAUCAAGAAAAUCGAGGACAAGAAGCUAUUUUAUGGAGUCCGUGCCCCAAACCACAUCUUCCGGAAGUACCAGUGGCUCCUGAGGAACCCGGACAGCAGGCUGCAAAAGCCCGAGGACAAUCAUGAAGUCCCAGUGACCACCAGGAUACGGCUUGUGAACUUCAUCCUGCAGAACACAGUGACCCCCGACAGGGAGAAGCUGCGUGACCUGAUGAAGAAGAAGGUUUUUGAGGCAACAUUUCCCCUGCACGAGAAAGAAGAGAUAAGGGAGUUCCUAAAGGAACACUGGGCUCGCUGGAGGGAAAUAUUCCGCCAACAGCCGAUUGAGAAGAUCAGGUGCUAUUUUGGGGAGAAGGUGGCCCUGUACUUUGCCUGGCUGGGCUGGUACACCUACCUGCUGGGGUUUGCUGCAGUGGCCGGGCUGGUGGUCUUCGUAGCUGGGAUUACCACCUUCCACUCCAGCCAGGUGAGCAAGGAGAUCUGUGAAGCCAACAGCACCAUCAUGUGCCCGCUCUGCGACCAGAAGUGCCCGUUCUGGCUGCUCUCUGACACCUGCCUCUACGCCAAGGUCACUCACAUGAUUGACAACGAGGGGACAGUUUUGUUUGCCAUGUUCAUGGCGAUCUGGGCCACCGUGUUCCUGGAGCUGUGGAAGAGGCAGAGAGCCACUGUGGUCACCAACUGGGACCUGUACAGGUGGGAUGAGGACGAGGAGGAGCUGGCUAUGGGCCUGAUCAACAACCUGCAGCAUGAGCCCCAGCACUACCAGCACUCCUACCUCCGCAGCACCAUCCUCCUCCUCUUGGUUCUGCUGAUGCUCGCCCUGCUGCUCGGCAUCGCCCACAAACCACGGACCUUCUCCCAGCGAGAGAACAACUUCACUGUGAAGAUCUUCACCUUCCAGUUCUUCACAAACUUCUCCUCGCUCAUCUACGUUGCCUUUUUCCUGGGACGGAUCAACGGCCACCCAGGGAACUACGUGCGCAUUGCUGGCCGGUGGAGGCUGGAGGAGUGCCACCCCAGCGGCUGCAUCACCGACCUCUUCAUCCAGAUGGCCAUCAUCAUGCUGCUCAAGCAGACCCUCAGCAACAUGAUGGAGUACCUCGUCCCCUGGGCGAAGCACCAGGUACGCAGGCGGUGCCGGCGCCCCAAGAGGAGAAGGAUGAUGCUGGGGGAGGAGGAGGAGGCUGAGGACCCCUGCAAGAGGCAGUGGCUGAGCAACUAUGAACUCGACGAGGUCAACAUCUUCAGCUUGUUUGAUGAGUUCCUGGAGAUGGUGAUCCAGUACAGCUUCACCACCAUCUUCGUGGCUGCCUUCCCCCUGGCCCCCCUGCUGGCCUUCUGCAACAACCUGCUGGAGAUCCGCCUGGAUGCCAUCAAGAUGAUGCGGCUGCAGCGGCGCAUGGUGCCCAGGAAGGCCAACGACAUCGGAAUCUGGCUGCAGGUCCUGGAGGCCAUCGGCAUCCUGGCGGUCAUCGGGAACGGGCUGGUGAUCGCCAUCACGUCCGACUUCAUCCCCGUGCAGGUCUACAAGUACAUGUACAGCCCCUGCACGAAGGGAAACAACACUGAUGUGGACUGCACAACCGGCUACAUCAACCACAGCCUCUCCGUGUUCCGCGUCCAGGACUUCGAGCCCUACACAAAGGUGCCAGACUUUGCCAGGGAUGAGAUCCAGGAGUGCAGGUACCGGGAUUACAGGAACGCCGAUGACUACAGCUACACAGUCCAGUUCUGGCACAUCUUCGCAGCCCGGCUGGCCUUCCUCAUCCUCUUUGAGCACGUGGCUCUCUGUGUCAAACUGAUUGCAGCCUGGUACGUCCCUGAUGUCCCCCAGUCGGUUAAGAAUCAAUUUCUGGACAGAAAACACAACAACCUUCGUAAAGAAUUGAGCAUGAUGGAAUACUCCACCGAGGUGUAG
This is a messenger RNA of Chaetura pelagica (chimney swift), 2103 nucleotides long. RefSeq names its product anoctamin 9 (gene ANO9). The record is from RefSeq and is a predicted model, not a curated record. The coding region runs from base 1 to 2103 and encodes 700 amino acids. NCBI's taxonomy places the organism in Eukaryota, Metazoa, Chordata, Aves, Apodiformes, Apodidae. Gene Ontology annotation, biological process: chloride transmembrane transport. The transcript has 23 exons. Gene Ontology annotation, molecular function: chloride channel activity; protein dimerization activity. Gene Ontology annotation, cellular component: plasma membrane.